Messenger RNA from Salvelinus namaycush (lake trout), 3299 nucleotides. RefSeq names its product serine/threonine-protein kinase DCLK2-like. Bases 600 to 3299 code for a protein of 899 amino acids. Gene Ontology annotation, cellular component: microtubule cytoskeleton. Gene Ontology annotation, molecular function: protein kinase activity; ATP binding. The transcript has 18 exons. The record is from RefSeq and is a predicted model, not a curated record. Gene Ontology annotation, biological process: protein phosphorylation; intracellular signal transduction. Lineage: Eukaryota; Metazoa; Chordata; Actinopteri; Salmoniformes; Salmonidae.
GCAAGCAUGUGGCUUUGUUAGAUUCGGUGGAUUUUGGACACCGGCUUUACAUGCAAUGUAUUUGUGCUACAUGGAAUUCGUUUUUCCUAUUUGUGUUUUCUACCGGAUACAUUCUUAUAGCUUGGAAUCGAGUGUUUUCCUGUGCGGCUCCGUUCAUUGGUAAACUAGCGGUUGCAUCAGUCGACUGUCAAUCAAGUCUGGGCUCUCUGCACCUGGUAUUAAUUUAAAUUUGCCGGUGAAUUUUUGUGGACAUUGAGUUUUGGAGCAAUCCUUUUCGUUUAGCCUUUGGUAUUUCAAUAACCGAGAUUUUAUUGUGCAGCCUUAUUGACAAGGUAAGCUUGUAACCGUAACGCAGGCUACUGUACCCCUAGUUAUAUUAAAAGCGGGCUGUAUCCCCGGAAAAUUACAACAUUGUAUCUUGACGGCGCAAGGAGGAACUAGCCUACAAGUACACUGCCCUCUCGAUUACUGUAUCAGUGAUUGCCAAAGCGUUGUUUGACAGCUGUCUUUGGGAACGCGUUGGACAAUAGGGCUUGCCUGGAGGAGCCAUCUGCUAUUGUUUUCUCCUGUGGAUAGAUCAAAACAUUAACAGAUCGAACAUGUCGCUCAGCAGAAGUAUUGAAUGGGAACACUUUGAGGAACGGGACAAAACGCACCGUUCAUCACGGGCUAACGGCUCGGGAUCCCAGUCAGGCUCCAGAGGCAACGGUCUCGUGCCCAGCCCGGCGCACAGCGCGCACUGUAGCUUUUACCGAACGCGCACGCUCCAGUCGCUCACCUCCGAGAAGAAAGCCAAAAAAGUGCGAUUCUACCGAAAUGGGGACAAAUACUUCAAGGGUUUGGUGUAUGCCGUGUCCAACGACCGUUUUAGGUCCUUAGACGCCCUGCUUAUGGAGCUUACCCGGUCUCUCUCGGACAACGUCAACCUGCCUCAAGGUGUCCGGAGCAUCUACACCGUGGACGGCAGCAAGAAGAUCAGCAGCCUGGACGAGUUAGUGGAGGGUGAGAGCUACGUGUGUGCCUCCAACGAGCCCUACCGCCGAGUGGACUACACCAAGAACGUUAACCCUAACUGGUCAGUGGGCAUCAAGGCCGGCCAGUCCCGCUCCCUGUCCUCCCUCAGCACCCUGGUAAAGGGCGAGCUGCAGCGUAGCGACGCCAGCCUGGGCACCAGAGACUUCAUCAAGCCCAAGCUGGUGACGGUCAUCCGCAGCGGGGUCAAGCCCAGGAAGGCUGUGAGGAUCCUGCUGAAUAAGAAGACGGCCCACUCCUUCGAACAGGUGCUGACCGACAUCACGGACGCCAUCAAGCUGGACUCCGGGGCGGUCAAACGGCUCUACACACUGGAGGGAAAACAGAUCACCUGUCUCCAGGACUUCUUCGGCGAGGACGACGUGUUCAUCGCGUGCGGCCCAGAGAAGUACCGCUACGCCCAGGAUGACUUCCUGUUGGAUCACAGUGAAUGCCGGGUGCUCAAGUCCUCAUACUCUGCUCGCUCGCCCACUCCAACGAGGGCUGCUGGGAGCAAGAGCCCUGGACUCUCACGCCGUAUCAAGUCCCCUGGCAUAGUAAGAAGACCAAUCCAUUACUCCACCAGUAGCCAGUCUCCUGUUAAAUCCCCAGUCAAUGGUGUCCCCAGCAGUACGAUCUCCACCCCCAAGUCCACCAAAUCCAACAGCUCCUCCCCCACCAGCCCCCGCAGUAUACACAGCUUCAAGAUUCCGCCACAUCACACGUCUGCCACCAAUGUGAACGGGUCUUCACGCGGUCUGGAGCUGGCCAAUAACAUGAGUCCUGAGGUUAACGGCAACAGCUGUAGCUCUAUCACAACCGUCCUGGAUAAGUACAAGGUCGGCAAGGUCAUAGGAGACGGAAACUUUGCAGUGGUGAAAGACUGUGUAGAACGGUCCACUGGGAAGGAGUAUGCACUGAAGAUCAUUGACAAGGCCAAGUGCAGUGGAAAGGAGCACCUGAUAGAGAAUGAGGUGGCAGUGCUGAGGAGAGUCAAACACCCCAACAUUAUCCAGCUGAUAGACGAGGUGGACACACCCACUGAACUCUACCUGGUCAUGGAGCUGGUCAAGGGUGGCGACCUGUUUGAUGCCAUCACGUCCUCCACUAAGUACACAGAGAGAGAUGCCAGUGUCAUGGUGUUUAACCUGGCUGGAGCCCUGAAGUACCUCCACAGCAUGAACAUAGUACACAGAGACAUCAAGCCUGAGAACCUGCUGGUGUGUGAGUACCUUGACGGCACUAAGUCUCUGAAGCUGGGGGACUUUGGUCUGGCCACUGUGGUUGAGGGGCCCCUGCACACCGUGUGUGGAACCCCCACCUACGUGGCCCCUGAGAUCAUUGCUGAGGCUGGUUAUGGUCUGAAGGUGGAUAUCUGGGCAACUGGGAUCAUCACUUACAUCCUGCUGUGCGGCUUCCCUCCCUUUCGCAGUGAGGACAACCUUCAAGAGGACCUGUUUGACCAGAUCCUGGUGGGACGACUGGACUUCCCUGCUCCCUACUGGGACAACGUCACGGACUCAGCCAAGGAGCUGAUUGGGCGGAUGCUGCAGGUGAACGUGGAGGCUCGCUACACGGCACAGGACAUCCUCUCUCAUCCCUGGGUCACGGAUGACAACAUGGAGAACAACAUGAAGAUGGAGGUGUCAGGUAAACUGAGGACACACUUCAACACAGCACCAAAGCCCAGCACAACCACAGCAGGAGUGUCAGUCAUCAUGAACACAGCUCUAGAUAAGAAGAGGAUCCAGCUGACUCGUCGCAGCCAGAGGCCCACAGCACCACCUCCGCCCCCACCACCGCCUGGGAAGAUAGUAGUCCCUCCUGCAGCCAUGCCAGUCAAGCAAGCCUCACCAGUCUCACCCAACACCAAGCUGCCAGUACCCACCAAGCUGGCAUCACCCACCAAGCCUGCCCUGCCAGAGGAGGAGCCCAAGAGUCCUCAGACUGAUGUGCCUGUCCCUGUAUCCCCUCCCAUCUCUCCUUCAACACCUACCAGACCUGUUACCUCUCCCUCUGUCCCUGUCUCUCCUUCCUCUCCUACCAAGCCUAACAUCUCUAUCUAUCCUACCUCCCCUACCAGGCCCAACAACUCUCCCUCUCCUUCCUCUCCUACUAAACGUAUCUCUCCCUCUCCCUCUUCACCUACCAAACCUGUUAUCUCUCCCUCCUCACCUACCAAACCUCACUUCCUCACCCCUGACCUGCUCCUCUCCCUCUUCUCCCACCCCUCCGGCACCCGUUACCUGCUCCCCCCCAACCGUGCCCCCACCCCUGGUGGGCCUUGA